Molecule: messenger RNA, 2251 nt
Organism: Lathyrus oleraceus (garden pea)
Lineage: Eukaryota; Viridiplantae; Streptophyta; Magnoliopsida; Fabales; Fabaceae
Product: carboxyl-terminal-processing peptidase 3, chloroplastic
Exons: 12
Coding region: 162-1646 (494 amino acids)
Biological process (GO): proteolysis
Molecular function (GO): protein binding; serine-type peptidase activity; endopeptidase activity
Source: RefSeq, a predicted model, not a curated record
AACAAAGAGGGCCACAACCGAAGAAGAUUCAAGUGGGGUCCACAUACUACAAGUGUCAAGUUCAGCAACACAUAACCGUCGCAACCUCCACCUUCAAAAUCAAAACUAUUCUACUCUACCAUGCCAUUCCCCUCCAAGAUUAAACUGAAAAAAGAAAUACGAUGAUGAAAACUAUUGGUCACAAUUUGAAUCUAGAUGUUAAAGCUGUAAUAAACUUUCCACCUAAAGGAAAAAUACCAAAACCGAUAACAACAUGGAAGAGGAAGAAGGUGUGGUUUGAGGUUGAAGAGGUGAAGUUGAAAAGUAAGCUAGAAUCUGUUACAAAAAGUGCUUUUGGAUUCGGCGUUUCGGCUGCUCUUUCUUUCUGUAUUUUCUUCCACGCGCCACCUGCUCUCGCUCAAUCGCUUACCGUUGCUUUUCCCGUUUCACGCGCACCGGAGGUAAAUGCAGUUCAGAGAACUCUUGUUGAAGCAUGGGGUUUGAUUCGAGAAACAUUUGUUGAUCCUACAUUUAAUCAUCAAGAUUGGGAUAUGAAGUUGCAACAAACGAUGGUGGAAAUGUUUCCUUUGAACUCAGCUGAUGCAGCUUACACAAAAAUUAGUGGAAUGCUUUCUACACUUGGGGAUCCUUUCACUAGAAUCAUCACUCCAAAGGAAUAUCAAGGAUUUAGAAUUGGAAGUGAUGGAAACAUACAAGGAGUUGGCCUCUUCAUAAAUGUUGAACCUACAACAGGACAUUUGGUUGUUUUGUCAUGCAUAGAAAACAGUCCAGCUUCCCGUGCCGGUAUUCAUCAAGGAGAUGAAAUAGUUGAGAUAAAUGGGGAAGGGCUUGAUGGCAUUGAUAGUGAAGGUGCGGCACAGAGGCUUAGAGGGAAUGCCGGGACAACCGUUACAGUAAAGGUCAAAGAUUCGAGUAAAAGCUCUUAUAUCCGAGAGGUUAAUCUUCCAAGGGAGCUUAUCAAGCUCUCUCCAAUAUCCAGUGCCAUUAUCCCUCACAAAUCCUCAGAAGGGCAGGUGAUAAAAACUGGCUAUGUCAAAUUGUCAACCUUCUCUCAGAGUGCUGCUGAAGACAUGCAGAAUGCUAUCCAGGAAAUGAAAAAUCAAGGAGUACACUCAUACAUACUUGAUCUCCGUAACAAUCCCGGAGGUUUGGUAAAAGCAGGCCUUGAUGUUGCUCAGAUGUGGUUAGAUGGAGAUGAGACUCUGGUGAAUACAAUCGAUAGAGAUGGGAACAUGUCACCUAUUAAUAUGAUCAAUGGACAUGCUAUAACACAUGAUCCACUUGUAGUGAUUGUCAAUGAAGGAAGUGCAAGUGCCAGUGAGAUCUUAGCUGGGGCAUUACAUGAUAACGGACGGGCAAUUCUUGUAGGAAACAAAACAUUUGGAAAAGGAAAGAUUCAGAGUGUCACACAGCUUCACGAUGGUUCGGCCCUCUUUGUUACAGUUGCAAAAUACGUAUCACCGGCUCUUCAUGACAUAGAUCAGGUCGGGAUAACGCCAGACGUGCAGUGCACAACAGAAAUGCUUAAUUCAGCAAAAGAACUUUCAACCAAAGAUAAAACCUCAAUCUCAUCUCUUGAAGCAGAUUCAUGCAUUAUGGUAGCUGAACAUGAGUUGGAUAUGGAGUCAAAGGGAACUCUUUCUUGAACAUUGUCUUUUUCUUCCAUUUUCUUUCCAAUGUUCAAAGUUGAAAGGAAAGUUAUUUCAGUGCUGCUAACUUUUACAACGCUAUGUUGUAAUGCAUCAGUAUAUAAAAUAGAGAGACCAAUUGUGUAUAUAUCAUUCAAUAGAAUAAUAGAAAAUUUACCUUUUCUAUUACAAGAUUGAGAAACAGAUAAGUUAUGAAGAAUUCAAUUAAAGGAAACAACAAAAGUAAUCAAUUAUUAAGGAAUUCAACAAAUACAUAACAUAUAUCAGAUCACACCAAUAGGAGAGUACAAGUUACAUGCCUACUACAGUACUGCUCAUAAUAAAGCUAGUUUUCAAUACAAUACCAUUUUCAACAAACAAGCAUAAACUUUUUCACUUCAACAUGAAUGCCACAAGAGAAACCAAAACAGAAGAACAUAAGACCAUCUUAGAAACAGGUAAAGCAAACCCAUCUCCAGCCUCCAAUUGACCUGUUGGUGCAAUCUCUGAAUCUUGUGCCACAAUGUUUGUCACACAAAACAUGCCAAUGAUCAUUACUGCCAUCAAAAUGUUAGCAGUAAAGCUACCAAAUGAAGCCAUUUUCAGAGAAUAUGGUUGUUUUA